Messenger RNA from Prionailurus viverrinus (fishing cat), 987 nucleotides. RefSeq names its product secretin (gene SCT). The transcript is spliced from 4 exons. Lineage: Eukaryota; Metazoa; Chordata; Mammalia; Carnivora; Felidae. Bases 1 to 399 code for a protein of 132 amino acids. Gene Ontology annotation, cellular component: extracellular region. The record is from RefSeq and is a predicted model, not a curated record. Gene Ontology annotation, biological process: positive regulation of pancreatic juice secretion; positive regulation of somatostatin secretion; negative regulation of gastrin-induced gastric acid secretion. Gene Ontology annotation, molecular function: hormone activity.
AUGCGGCCCCUGCUGCUGCUGCUGCUGCUGCUGCCGCCGCUGCUGCUGCCGGGCUCCGCCGCGCGCCCCGCGCCCCCCAGGGCCCCGCGCCACUCGGAUGGGACGUUCACCAGCGAGCUCAGCCGCCUGCGGGAGAGCGCGCGUCUGCAGCGACUGCUGCAGGGCCUGGUGGGGAAGCGCAGCGAGCUGGACACAGAGAACGGCACGAGCUGGACCAAGUCGUCUGAGGGCCGCUUCUGCCUGCAGUGGCCCCACUCGCCCGCCCUGCAGGCCUGGAUGCCCCUGAGGGACCCCCUGGAUGAGGCCUGGUCUCCCCAGCUGCCUCCUGGACCCGGGUCUGGGGCCGCAUUUUCACAGCCGGCCGUGCCUCCUGCUGAGAUGUCACGGAUGAGGCCCUGAGGAAGAAGGAGCCUCCCGUCUGUCUGCAAGGGGAGCACCGUGGAGCCCAGGCCAGGGAGGGGUGGAGCGGGAGGAGGAGGGGUUGCACCUGUCACCAAUAAAGGAGGAAUUCAGACACCGGCCCCAUGAGCUCACUCAGUGCGCCAUCUCUGUGCCAUCAAGGCAGCCCUGCAGGGCGGAAGGACCCUGUCCACAGGUUCUGGGGCUGCAGCCACACCCAGCUGCCCUUUAAACCUGGGAAGCCAGCAGGGCGCCUCACCUUCCUUAUCUCUCCUGUCCCGUUGACCGAGCUCCCCAGAGACAGUCUGCACCCCUGUCAUCUACUACGCAAACACUCAGGGGCCCUGGGUGGGUGGGGGGCACAGGAUGUCUUCCAACCCCGGCCCCAGGGCCCUGCGGUCAGUGUGCCGGGCAGGUGGUGGAGGCAGUCUGAGGGGGCACGGAGAGUGACAGGACUGUCACCUAGGGGUUCAGGAGUCCACUCCAGAGAGACAGAGAGAGACCCAAGAGUAUGUCUUGGCUCCUGGUCCGAGCUCUGUGGCCUCAGACAAGUGGCUUGACCACUCUGAGCCUGUGGAAUGGGGACGG